UGUGGUGACAAGGCCUUAGGCUAUAAUUUUGAUGCCAUAACCUGUGAAUCUUGUAAAGCUUUCUUCAGAAGAAAUGCAUCUAAAAAUAAGGGGUAUAACUGUAGUUUUGAGGGAAAUUGUAAACUUGAUCCACAUACCAGAAAGUUUUGUUCAGGAUGUCGAUUAAAGAAAUGUUUCUCUAUUGGAAUG
Messenger RNA from Lottia gigantea (owl limpet), 189 nucleotides. RefSeq lists its product as hypothetical. The annotation marks the transcript as partial. The record is from RefSeq and is a predicted model, not a curated record. The transcript is spliced from 2 exons. Gene Ontology annotation, molecular function: zinc ion binding; RNA polymerase II cis-regulatory region sequence-specific DNA binding; nuclear receptor activity. Gene Ontology annotation, biological process: cell differentiation; positive regulation of transcription by RNA polymerase II; negative regulation of transcription by RNA polymerase II. Lineage: Eukaryota; Metazoa; Mollusca; Gastropoda; Lottiidae.